Lepidothrix coronata (blue-crowned manakin) is the source of this 2474-nucleotide messenger RNA. It is a transcript of the gene SLC16A9, whose product is annotated as solute carrier family 16 member 9. Gene Ontology annotation, biological process: transmembrane transport; monocarboxylic acid transport. The transcript has 7 exons. The record is from RefSeq and is a predicted model, not a curated record. Gene Ontology annotation, molecular function: monocarboxylic acid transmembrane transporter activity. Bases 212 to 1735 code for a protein of 507 amino acids. Lineage: Eukaryota; Metazoa; Chordata; Aves; Passeriformes; Pipridae.
GAGAGGCGAGGCGAGCCGGGGUCUAUAAGAGGCUAUCCAUCCCCACGGAGGACUUGGCCAAGGAGCACGGACCGGUUGAGGGAGCGGAUGCCGACGGGAGCCCUCGCAGGUUGUGAUGGGUAGUUGCCACGUGAAAUUACAUUUGUAGGAAGCUGAAGGACUUCUUUUGUCAUCAUCUGUUCUGCCCGUCCCUCUGCGCUCCUCUGACAAGAUGGUAUUUCAGAAACCACCCGAUGGUGGCUGGGGCUGGGUGAUCGUUCUCGUUUCCUUCUUCACCCAGUUCCUGUGUUAUGGAUCACCGCUGGCGGUGGGAGUCUUGUAUUUAGAAUGGCUGGAUGCCUUCGGAGAAGGGAAAGGCAAGACUGCUUGGGUUGGAUCCCUAGCAAAUGGAAUCGGAUUGCUUGCCAGUCCUGUCUGCAGUAUAUGUGUGUCAUCUUUUGGAGCAAGACCAGUAGCUAUCUUCAGUGGCUUUAUGGUGGCCGGGGGCCUCAUGAUGAGCAGUUUUGCACCUAACAUAUACUUUCUAUAUGUUUCAUAUGGGAUAGUUGUUGGUCUUGGAUGUGGCCUUUUGUACACUGCAACAGUUACCAUCACUUGCCAGUAUUUUGACAAACGCAGAGGCCUUGCACUCGGUCUGAUUUCAACAGGCUCAAGUGUUGGACUCUUCAUAUAUGCAGCAUUACAAAGAGAACUUAUCGAGCUAUAUGGACUGGAUGGUUGUCUGCUAAUAGUUGGUGCUCUGUCUCUAAAUAUAUUAGCAUGUGGCAGCCUAAUGAGACCAUUAGAGUCAUCAGGUUCUCCUCCACCGGAAAAACCAUGUGUAGACAAAGUGCCAGAUCAAUAUUUUGUUUACCAUGAAAAAGAAAAGACUGUUGAAGAAAAUAUAAGCAUCCUUGAAAAGGGCUACAUUGAUGAAAAAUGUGUGAACAAUGUGCUUGACUGCAAACAGGAUAGCGUUUUAAAUAAGAAUGUAUUGAGCUCAAUAAAUGUAAAUGAGAAAGACACUUAUAAAAAGAAAGUUGUAGAACAGACAAACUUCUGCAAGCAACUUGCCAAAAGGAAGUGGCAGCUCUAUUUGACCUACUGGAGGGAAACCAUGGUUCUUUUUAAGAACAAAGUAUUUUCAGCUCUCUUUGUUGCCAUCUUGCUCUUCGAUAUUGGUGGAUUUCCUCCUUCUCUGCUCAUGGAAGAUGUAGCAAGAAGUGCAAACAUUAAUGAAGAUGACUAUUAUAUGCCCCUCAUUUCCAUUAUUGGCAUUAUGACUACUGUUGGCAAACUUAUUUUAGGAAUACUGGCCGAUUUCAAGUGGGUUAACACUUUAUAUCUGUAUGUAACUACCUUAUUAAUGACAGGAUUGGCCUUGUUUGCAAUUCCAUUUGCCAAAAGUUACCUUACAUUAGCAAUGCUUUCUGGGAUUUUGGGUUUUCUGACUGGGAACUGGUCAAUUUUUCCAUAUGUAACAACAAAGACUGUGGGAAUUGAGAAGCUGACUCACGCAUACGGGAUACUGAUGUUCUUCGCUGGACUUGGAAACAGCCUCGGACCACCAAUUGUAGGCUGGUUUUAUGACUGGACGCAGGAGUACGACACCGCGUUCUAUUUCAGUGGCUUUUGUGUCUUACUGGGUGGAUUUCUCCUACUGCUGGCAGCGUUGCCCUGCUGGAAUGCCUGCACCAACCAGAGCUCAAAGCUGCCUCCAAAUACUUACUCCUACAAAGUUGCAUCUAGCGCUUAGGUGACAACUGGAAAACACUUUGCGCCUUUUUAUAUUAUAUAGCAAAGUAUUUUAGUAAUUUUCCACUUAUUUAUGAAGCCCACAAAUCCUCUUCUACUAUAAAAAUUCCAUUGUUGCUUGUUCUUGUUGUUCAGUUCCUUCUUCUUCUUUUAUUUCUUUUUUUUUUUUAAAUGUUAUUUUUAAGAACAGUCUUAUUUUGUCUACUGUGCACUGUGUUUCCAGCCUUUGUCUACUGUAAUUUCCUUUUACCCUGUAAGGGGUAUGUUCUGCUGUAUUAUCAGCUGUACUUUUUUUUAAGGGGGAUGGUGUGGAGGGGUGAAAACUUUGAAGCAAAAAUGAAGGCCUGUUCCUUAUGGAAGAAGGUUGGCAUUUCUGUCACCUUUUCUAGGUCUCCAAGUUGCACAGUCAGGCUUUACAAAACAAAAAUUUGCCUUAUUAGAAUGUAAUACUGUGGCGAGGUGCUUUUAACAUCAUGCUUAGAUUAACUUUUUGUCUUUUUAAAGUCUGUGCAAUUUACAAUGAAGUGCCAAUUGCAGGAGGGAGAAGAGGGGAAACAAAUCAACCUUAUGUUGCAUAACUGAAGUGAACAUUAUGAUGAAAGUAAAGAUUCUUACUACCACUACAACUAAGAACUGUGUUUAUAAAUAUUGCACAUUUUGUGAAGUCUGUUUAUAAAACUGUUGAACCAAAAAGUUUUAAACCAAGGAAUAAAUGUGAUUGUUGAAACCGUGAAAAGAAA